This is a messenger RNA of Trichechus manatus latirostris (Florida manatee), 6974 nucleotides long. RefSeq names its product interaction protein for cytohesin exchange factors 1 (gene IPCEF1). NCBI's taxonomy places the organism in Eukaryota, Metazoa, Chordata, Mammalia, Sirenia, Trichechidae. The transcript is spliced from 11 exons. The coding region runs from base 1649 to 2941 and encodes 430 amino acids. The record is from RefSeq and is a predicted model, not a curated record.
UUACUACCAGCAGCGCGUAAGAGUUCCAAUCUCCCUGCAGUCUCUCCAGCAUUUGUUAUUUUCUGUUUUUUUAAAUUCCUGCCAGUAAUGCUGAUGUGAGAUAGUAUCUGAUUGCGCUUUUGAUUUGCAUUUCUCUAAGGGCUAGUGAUCUCCAGCAUUUCCUCAUGUGUCUGUUAGUCACCUGAAUGUCUUCUUUGGUGAGUGUCUGUUCAUAUCCUUUGCCUAUUUUUUAAUUGAUUUAUUUGUUCUUUUUGUUGUAGAGGUGCUGAAGUAUUUUAUAAAUUCUAGAGAUUAGGCCCUUGUUGGAUAUAUCGUAGCCAAAAAAUUUUUCACAGUCUACAGGAUGAAUAUUGCAUUUUGAUAGCUCAUGCUAUAGCACAGUAUUCGGGAAGUUUACAACAGUUUUAUGGUCUGAUGAGAAUAUAUAUAAUUUCAUCAGUUUCGUGAACAUAUUAGAAGAUUGUGCUAUUCUAGCAAAUUAAUGGUUACAGCAAGAACAUGCCAUACACUCACUUGGAGUACAGGUCAGUUAUAACACCCUUGUUCUAGCCAUCUGUUAAAAGCCCAAAGCAGAUGAUACUAAAGGCCUUAUCUUCUGGUUCCUUGUUAGGCUAUAAAUCCCAGCCUCUGUUUCUGUCUUGAGGAAAGUAGGCAAAGAGAAGUUCUCACUAGUGAAUGUUAAUGUUAAUUAUGUAAUAUGAUGAGGGGCCAUUUUUGAAUAUUUAACAUUCACCAAAUGCUUUUUUAAUACCAAAUAUUUUUCAGGUAAUGUGUCAGAUAUUUGAUUGCCAUAGAAGGGACUAGAUCACCUUUGUAGCUGCUUUAUGAUCAUAUGACUUAACACUACCUCCUCUUGGUUAGAGUCAGUUACAGCCUUUCUGUCAAAGGGAAGGAUCUGAACUUGAACUCUCUUGGUCAAAUAUGGUCAUGGCUUUUCAGCGAGAGCUGGCUUUCACCCUGGAAUACAAACUACCAAGAUUUUCUGCUCUCAGAUUUUCAACUUGAUUAAUCAACUAGGAAGCUUUUGCACAGGUAAUGGGAACUUGAAAAGAGGGACUAGUGAACAAGGUUUGAGCUAGGCACUAGAGCACUACUCAGUUUUAUUUUGUGAACACUGACAAACAUUCCAAAGUUAUGUACAAAUCAGUUGCCUUGAGAGGAACACCAGACCCGGCUAUUUUGAGCUGAGAAGCCAGCGCGAAGAGAGACAUCAAAGCAGUCACCAGACCAGAGUAAGUGAGCUGAGCAAGUAGGUUCGGCAAUUCUGAAAGGUCACAGCCUUGAAGACCCUAUGGAGCAGUUCUACUCUGCAUACAUGGGGUCUCCAUGGGUCAGAAUGGACUCAAUGGCAACUGGAAACAACAGAUGUGGGGUAAGGUCAUUUCUACUGUGCGUUAAAUGCUUACUACUAGUGUGCUUUGCACUGGCAGCAAGUUAGCAAGACGUUUCCCCUCUCAGUCCUGGACUGGCUUCAGUCAUUUAACACCACUGUUUAUUCCUCUCAGGCUCAUGUUUCUGACCAUUGCGGAAGUGGGGCUUUUACCGAUGGAUGGGCUUCCGUGACCAGUGAGGCGUCCUCAGCAAUGCCUGGAGCUUCCUGAGCUGUGCUAGCCACUGAGGUUUUGUUUCUACCAAUUUGACAUCAUACAUGGCUAUGGAUGGCAAUGCUCUUCAGGUCCCCUUGCGUCAGAAGCAGAGGAAGAAAACUCAAGGCUUUUUCACUAUGAGUCGGAGGAGGGUAUCAUGUAAAGAUCUGGGACAUGCUGACUGCCAAGGAUGGCUGUAUAAGAAAAAGGAAAAGGGAACUUUCCUCAGCAACAAAUGGAAAAAGUUCUGGGUGGUGCUGAAGGAGUCGUCCCUGUACUGGUACAGCAAUCAAAUGGCAGAGAAAGCUGAUGGAUUUGUCAACCUGUCUGACUUCACUGUGGAAAGAGCAAGUGAAUGCAAGAAAAAGCACGCUUUUAAGAUCAGCCAUCCAGAGAUCAAGACCUUUUAUUUUGCAGCUGAGAACCUGCAGGAAAUGAAUGUGUGGUUAAAUAAACUUGGAUUAGCUGUAAUCCAUCAGGCAUCCACUGCAAAGGAUGAAGAAUGCUACAGUGAAAGUGACCAGGAAGAUCCUGAAGGAGCUGUGGAGACGCCGCCCCCUCCUUCCUCGUCGGAGACUCUGGCGGCUUCGGCUGCACGGCAGGCAUCUUCAUCCUCAUCCAAGCUGAGUGAAGCAUCAUGUUCUUUCUCUUCCCUGGAAAAUGCAAGGAAGAUGUCCAGCAAUGUUUCUUCCUCCUCAUCUAAAGAAAUGCAGUCCUGGCUCGACAUAGUUAACAGUUCCUCUGCAGCUGAGGACGCAGGACAGUCUAUAACAUUUGCUGUGCGGGGUCAUUCGCCUCUCCCCUCAGAGGCAAACAGUCGCAAGGUCCAGGAAGAUGCCACAUCAGAAAGCGGAUUUUUGAACUCUUUAUCUAGUGAUGAUACUUCUUCGUUGAGUAGCAACCUAGACCAUCUUACUGUCCCAGACAAGCCUACUGGAUCAAAGACGCCGGAGAGAGAAGAAAUAAAAGUGUCAGAAGAUGAUGAAAUGGAGAAGCUCUACAAAUCCUUAGAGCAAGCAAGUUUAUCUCCUCUUGGGGACAGACGACCUUCAACCAAAAAGGAAUUGAGAAAAUCCUUCGUUAAGCGGUGCAAAAAUCCAUCCAUAAAUGAGAAGCUCCACAAAAUCCGAACCCUGAAUAGCACGUUAAAGUGUAAAGAACAUGACUUGGCCGUGAUUAACCAGUUGCUGGAUGAUCCGAAGUUGACAGCCAGGAAGUACAGAGAAUGGAAGGUCUUGAACACUCUGUUGAUUCAGGAUAUCUACCAGCAGCAGCGGGCGAUGCCUGCCCCUGAGAGCAACCCCCAGGAACUUGAGAAACAGCCCCCCUCAGCUUAUGUUGAAAGUUCUAUUUGAGAACAGUCUCGGAUUCUCUCCCCUUUUGUCCCAUGCAACUUUCCAAGAUGUUGCAAGAACUUAGAUUUUUCCUUAAAAGGAAAACUAAAACCCUCUAAAGAUGCAACUUAGGUGAAGAUCUUCACCCAAUACAUCAGGACUCCUAGUUCCUGUUGCAAGGCAUCCAUGGAAUGAUUUGAUUGGAAUGAUUGAGUUCAGUUGAACAAAAAAUGAUCUUUGUGUUCCUGCUGGGAGCUUAAGGUUAUGCUAGGCUCUAGGAUGGAAUGUGAGAAAUGUAUUUUCUGUUCCUUGCUCUCAAGAUUAUUCCAAUAUUCAAUGGAAAAAGGAUCAAAUUUGACCAGGGUGAAUUAUUCGUAGAAUUCUUCUGUGCUCCUAAAGAAGAAUCUACGUAUUCCACCUGGUUGGGUAGCUGAGUUCUCCAAAUUAUUAUUAUUAUUUUUUGAAUGAAGGAACAGCUGCAACUGGAGCAGGACAAACAUGAUAUUCUGGAACAAAUCCUUUGCUAUUGGUUACAGAAAAGGUGUGCCUUUUCCACCUGUUGGCAAACACUUCACAGAGAGAAGUGUGUGGGAGAGUACCAGCAGGAGCCAUGUUCUAUAUUCCUCUCACUCAAAGGACAACUUAAUAUUUUCACACGUGACCCAGGUGGAGGAUCCCAUAAAUGUGCCCUUUCCAUCAAACAGCGAGAGAAAAGCAUCUUAUUACACUUGGAGACCUCUUCUCCCUCCUAGCUUUUCUAGGCAUCUGUGGGAAAUCGUAACAAGUCCAGCGGGAAGUGUUUGCUGCUUUUUUCCUUGGCUGUGGUGCCUGUACACAGUAUGAAUUUAUGUCCAGAUUCCCUGGGAUCCAUUCUGAAAUGAUGAUUCUGGUGUCUGAAUUGGUUUCUAAUUCCUUUACUCCAAAAAACAACGAUUGUUUUAUUUUUGUAUAGUUACGUGUGACUUUGUGUCCUUCGUGAAUAGAUAAGUUUCUAUGUUUGUUAUUUAAGUAUAUUUAUAGAAGUUCAAAUUACUACUGUUGUCAAAGAUGAUAUACUAUUAUAUGUUUUGCUCAAUACAUAUUCUUGAAGUAUAUACUUUUUGCUUGAGAAAAAUAGGGAUAUAAUUGAUUUAUUGGAGUUAUUAUGUUGCACUAUAAGGUAGUGGAAUGCUCAGGAAACCUUAAGAGAUAAAUAUGGGGGCAUGCAUUAGUAAUCUUUGCUUUUCUGAUCUCUCUCUUUUUCUCUCUCUCUCAACCCAGGGCUCUUAGAUUUCUCCGUUUGUUUUAAGUCACACUCUUCACUAGAAAAGCACUUUCAUCUUAAGUAAUCUCUUCUAUUAAAUUAACUGUCUUUUAAGCUUUAUGCCACUUAUGCCCACAAACUCUAACCCAAAUGAAACACAAUCCAUGUUGUCUUUCGACUAACGCCUCACAGAAAUUUGGGGGUCCAUUGUUAAAGAAGAGCUCAUUUUGUUAGAGAAAAAAAUAAAGUCUUCACUUACUGAUCUGACUAUUUCUCACCAUGAGAGUAACCACAACCCACCAAAAACCCAUUUUGGCCCCACCGCUAGCAAACUGUCGACAUAACACAUUCUGUUUGUAGUCAUUGUGUGGCUUGACAUUCAAAUGGAAAGAACCGCCUGAAUUUUAUUGCAAACUAAGUGGAAAUGUUGGUUGAAUAUUUCCCCAAGUUUUACCAAGAAGUUGUAAUACUCUGUAAACAACAAUCCUCACAUUAAGUAAGAAACAAAACAGGAAGCAAGAUGCAGUGAUAGAAGCCUGAUAUAAGACACAAUGUCUGUGGCUUUGGCCCAACAGAACACGUGGGUGCUCGUGUCUGUGGAAGGUGUUGGGUGAGGCCAUGGGCCAUACUGGCCAUGGAGUUCAGACCGGCAGUGAGUGUUCAGUUGGUACAGACAGAAGUAACUCUCCAGGUUCUCAAAUUGGACCCCCCAAGCUUCUGAUUUGAGAGGCCAAUGCUUUAACCUUUUUGAUUCGCAGCUAUGAGCAGGAUUCACCAGUGUCAACCAAGUGUUGAGGGAAGGGGAAAUAAUAAUGGAGGAAAUAAUAGGAUGACAUAGACGUGCUUGCAGCUUUUUCCCCUUCGGUUUGCAGCACCAGCCUGCAGACUCCAAGACAGCUCCCCUGAAAUUGAAGAGCUCCAAAAACUUUGACCAGGGCUUGUGAAUACAUGUAAAUGCUUUUGUGGCUUGUCAUGAAUAUGCAUUUAACUCACCUUUUAGUGCAAGCUAUUUUUAGUACCACUCAAAUAUUAAGGCAGAAUAGGUCCACGAGAGGACUUAAUCAGACCUUUCAAAGAGUUACUUUUCAGAGUCAUUUCAAGAAAGUGAUCUAGAGGCGUUGGAAUUGUCGGUUAACACAGCUGCUUUGCAGAACCUCCCAAAAUGAAAGUUAAACUGAACUGCCCAAUUCUGUGCCCUGUUCCCUUGUGUUUUCCCCUGGGUAAAUACUCUUGCUCUAUACUGCGUUGUGUUGGGAAGUAGGCGGCUGCUUCUGUGAGUUCCCAACCUCAGAGGUGGCUACUAAGGGCCAGGGUGAGUGACAGUGGGUGAUACUUUCUAUGACAUUCAAUUUAGGAGUAACCCUGGUGGUUCUCUUGGCCUUAAGCAGUUUUUCUUGUCUAAAGGAUAUUGGGAAAAACUGGAUUACUUCCAGUGUAUCCCUGGGGAUUGGGCUGUGUUGGAAAUGGAUUUUGGGUAGUUUCAUAGAGUCUAAGGUGAGACUCUUUACUCACUCUGAUAGCCAUAAUGUUUGGGGACUGUGGUUUGACUCAAAGCCACGGCUGCUCAGGAAGGAGAGAAUCUCUGUCCAAACCUGUGUCACCUGUUAGGGAUCACAACCCAGAGGACGCUUCUUUGGGGUUCUGGGGAGGAUAGCUUCUCUCUGUUGUUGCCUAUAGACCCUACUCUUGGAUACAUUGCAAUACACACUGAAUUGGAUGGUUCCACGUUUGAGGGGCCUCUGUGACUUUUAAGAAUUCUACGUUCUGCCACAGCAGCUCAAAUCUCAGUAUCAAGGGUCUAGAAAGACUCAUAAAGCACAAAAUUACAAAGACUCUGGGAAGUCUAAGAAAGAGACUGUGCUUGGAGUCAGAUUUCAAUGUGAAACUGAUGCCUUAUAUUUACAUAGCACUUUAUAGUUGGCAAAACAACACAUUUCAUGCCCCCCACUCCCCGCAGUGGCCCUGUGUGGAAUGUAUUACCUUUAGUCCCUUUUGCUGAGGGCAGACACAAGCUUUGAGAAGUGAAAUGGCUGUCCUAGGGUCCCAAACCGUCAUUGGUAAGACCAGAAGGGAGCUUGAGGCUCCUGCCCCCAGCCCCUCCUGCUCCCAUCACACUGCAGCGGCUGCGGGAGCAGCACCUGUGGGGACAAAAGCAGUUUGGCUCACUCCGCGUAGUCCAUUGCACUGGGAGCCGCACACCCUGCUGAGGUGGCUUUUGGCUAAUCUGAAACCUGGGGGCCUCUUCCCCUGAGCGCAAAACCAAAACCAAACUCUUUGCUACCAAGUGGACUCCCAACUCAUGGAGUGACCCCAUGUGACACAGUAGAGCUGCCCCAUAGGGUUUUUCUUGGCUGUAAUCUUUACAGAAGUAGAUCGCCAGGUCGUUCUCUCCUGAAGCCUCCAGGUGGGUUCGAACCGCCCACCUUUUGGUUAGUAGUCAACUGCAAAUCGUUUGUGCCACCCAGAGACCAUCCCUGAGCACAGUCUCUUCCCAACUGCCCCAACGGCACUUUCCCUCCUGCAGAGACUGCUGUGGGGCCGUCUGUGAAUUGGGGGUUGAUCUGUGCUUCCUUUCUUUCUUUGUAAACUAUACACUUGUUAGGUGCUGUGAGCCCUUUGGAUGAAAGAGAUAUUCAAAGGAUUGAAGAGUGUCUAUUUUGCUUUCCUUUUAAAGCAUGCUGGGGGAUGGCAGAGACUGAACUUGGUGAUCAGGGUUAGUCCCUUAAACUUUCUCUCUCAAUUUCUUCUUAUGCAAUUAUGAUACUUCUCUCAAAUAAUCUUUACAUCACAAACCAUGUCAUAGAGAUUAAA